AACAAUGCACGUAAGUCUUUGACACCAUGAUAUCCAUCAGGCAAAGAAAAGGAGUAAAAACCACGGAAGUUCCUGAGGAUUAUGCAGCGCAAGAAGCAAAUGUGAAGUUGGAAAAUAAAUUGCCAUCUGGUGGUACCAGUAGAAGAUUAUGGAAGCUUCUGUCACUUAUGGUUGGUGGAACCAUUGCCCUUUGCAUUGGACUUCUUACAUCUGUCUACCUGGCCACUUUACAUGAAAAUGACUUAUGGUUUUCUAAUAUUAAGGAAGUGGAGCGAGAGAUCUCAUUCAGAACAGAAUGUGGACUGUAUUACUCCUACUACAAGCAAAUGCUGCAGGCUCCGACCCUCAUGCAAGGUUUUCAUGGCUUAAUAUAUGAUAACAAAACUGAGUCUAUGAGGACAAUUAACCUUCUUCAACGAAUGAAUAUUUACCAAGAAGUUUUUCUCAGUAUUUUAUAUAGAGUUCUACCCAUACAGAAAUAUUUAGAGCCAGUUUAUUUUUAUAUUUACACCUUGUUUGGACUGCAGGCGAUCUAUGUCACAGCCCUUUACAUAACCAGCUGGCUCCUUAGUGGCACGUGGCUGUCAGGACUGCUGGCAGCUUUCUGGUAUGUCACGAAUAGGAUAGAUACUACGAGAGUUGAGUUUACCAUCCCCUUGAGAGAGAAUUGGGCUCUGCCAUUCUUUGCAAUUCAGAUAGCGGCAAUUACAUAUUUCCUGAGACCAAACUUACGGCCUCUUUCUGAGAGGCUGACACUUCUUGCCAUUUUCGUAUCAACUUUUCUCUUUAGUCUGACAUGGCAAUUUAAUCAGUUUAUGAUGCUGAUGCAAGCAUUAGUGCUGUUCACACUGGACUCCCUGGACAUGCUGCCGGCAGCGAAGGCGACAUGGCUGUAUGGCAUACAAAUGACAGGCUUGCUCUUGGUGUGCAUUCUUCAGUUUUUUAAUUCUAUGAUUCUUGGAUCAUUGCUGAUCAGUUUUAAUCUUUCAGUAUUAAUUGCAAGAAAACUUCAGAAAAAUCUGAAAACUGGAAGCUUCCUUAAUAGGCUGGGGAAACUAUUAUUACAUUUAUUUGCAGUUUUAUGCUUGACACUUUUUCUCAACAACAUUAUUAAGAAAAUUCUUAAUCUGAAGUCAGACGAACACAUAUUUAAAUUUCUGAAGGCAAAAUUUGGGUUUGGAGCAACAAGAGAUUUCGAUGCAAAUCUGUAUCUCUGUGAAGAAGCAUUUGGCCUCUUACCUUUUAAUACAUUUGGAAGGCUCUCAGAUACUCUCCUUUUUUACGCUUACAUAUUUGUUCUGUCCAUCACAGUGAUGGCAGCGUUAGCAGUCGCCUUCCAUAAUCUCAGUGAUUCUGCAAAUCAACAAUCCAUGGGUCAAAUGGGAAAGUGCACGAUCAUCCUGAAACCAGAAACUGCCUACAACUUAAUACAUACCAUUCUGUUUGGAUUCUUGGCAUUGAGUACGAUGAGAAUGAAGUACCUCUGGACGUCACACAUGUGUGUGUUUGCAUCGUUUGGCUUAUGCAGCCCUGAAAUAUGGGAGUUACUCCUGAAGUUGAUCCAUCUUUAUAACCCAAAGAGGAUAUGUAUAAUGCGAUAUUCAGUACCGAUAUUAAUACUGCUGUAUCUGGGCUAUAAGUUCUGGCCAGGAAUGAUGGAUGAACUCUCCGAGUUGAGAGAAUUCUAUGAUCCAGAUACAGUGGAGCUGAUGAACUGGAUUAACUCCAACACCCCAAGAAAGGCCGUGUUUGCCGGGAGCAUGCAGUUGCUGGCCGGAGUUAAGCUGUGCACAGGAAGGACCUUAACCAACCACCCGCACUACGAAGACAACAGCCUGAGAGAGCGGACCAAAGCGGUUUAUCAGAUCUACGCAAAGAGGUCUCCGGAGGACGUGCACGCCCUCCUGAGGUCCUUCGGCGCUGACUAUGUCAUCCUGGAAGACAGCAUCUGCUACGAGCGAAGACACCAGCGGGGCUGCCGGCUGCGGGACCUGCUGGACAUCGCCAACGGGCACAUGAUGGAUGGCCCAGGAGAGAACGAUCCUGAUUUGAAACUCGCAGGCCACCCUCGCUUCUGCGAAGAGAUAAAGAGAAACCUGCCGCCCUACACGGCAUACUUCACCAGAGUGUUCCAGAACAAAACAUUCCAUGUUUACAAGCUCUCUAGAAACAAGUAGCUGAGCUCUUCGGUCAAUCUCUAUUUUUGAUACGUGAAACUCCAUCCUAAUGAAACUCAACAGGUAACAUUUCAUCUGUCGUUAGGUAGCCUGUACCACAAAGCUGUGAUAUAAGUAAGUUGUAGGGAUGUUUACACAAGCGUUACCGUCCUGGGAAGUAUCUCACACAAGCUUCAGUCUUUUUUAUCUUGUUUCAUUAAUGUUCUGUAGCCUAAACAUUCUCCACUUUCUAAGAGUGGUCUGGAAGUUUUGCUGGUGGGGAGAACAGGAAGUGUUCCACGGGAGCCUGGACAGACACCCCUCUUGUUGGAAAUCAAGAGGCUCUUCAGGAUUUGACUGAGCUGAUUGACUUCAGACAGCUACGAUUGAAUUGAAUCAAGGGGAUGCAUAACGCAAUUCUUUAAUGUCGUUUCCCUAGCAAAGAACACCUGGUGGGUUUUUAAAAGCCCUCGAUCGCCCUGUUUCACCUAAAAACUUUUAUAAUGUUUUCCGACUGUCAUGCUUUUAAUAUUUUUUUUUAAUCACGUUGGGUCUUUGUAUAUAUACCUAAAACCUUGUGUUGUGCCGUGUCUGAAAUGUAAUGUUUCGCACUUCAGCGUAUGCAUCCUGUCUGUGUGUGUCUGUCUGUGUCUGUAUGCGCAUGUGGGUGCAUGUUUUAAUGCCGGAUACAGAAAAGUGUGGCAAAUUCCUUAUUGUAAGUCCUUAAAGGAGCAAAAAUGUUACGUAGCCAAGCAGAAUUUGUUACUGUUUAGUGUUAUUUUAAAACCUAUUGAUACUACUUAACCUAUCCUGCAAGUAAGAAAAUUUUUCUUCAUUUCUUACUCAUUUAAAUUUACUGGGUUUGCAAAAUUUUGUAAACUUUUUGUUUUUAGCCUUUGUAUUUUUUACAGCAUAGAACCUUGCAAAGUCUGAAUAUUUUUAAAAGGUUAUAUCUUAACUAAUUCACUAAUACAAUAUUUUUGGCAGAGAGCAUUUUCAUACCAAAUUUGAUUUGUGGUCUCCAAUCUUGCUGUGAGGGCCCAGGUAGUGUGAUUCUUUUUCUUACUCAAAGGUAACCAAGUGCCUCUAAGUCAUGCUUAUUUGUAAACAACAAAGAGAUUAUGUAUACCUGUUCAAAAAUUUUUUGAUAAUUGCUUUUAUAAUUAAUUUCUAAUGAUGGGGACAUGUAAAAGUUGCUGAUAAAAGCAUAUUGCAUGUUUAAUUAAAUCAAGAUGGCUAAUGAAAUUAACUUUCUCCCCUGUACUUGCCAGUUGGAAAUGAUUUAAAGGUUUCUCCUUGCAGUUGUAUUGAAGUAAAUUACCCUCGGCAUCAAGAUAGAUCUAUCGCAUGUUUAAAUGAUGUUCUAUUGAGUUACUAUUAUUAAACAGUAUUCAAAAAGAAAUUUUACACUGUCAUGUUGGACUCAAGGAUACUCAGCUUUUUUAAUCAAAACUUAUUUAAAUAAAAAAAAUGACACUGGCUGGGUUACUAAAUUAUGCAGCUGAAACUCCUGAAUUAUGUCUUUCCUGUAUCCCUUAAUAAGGUUGGAGACCACUGCAGUUUAGGAUAAUACAAUAAUAAAACACUUUAAUCAGUACUAAAACUUUAAUUAAGCCAGUAAUGAUGCAUGCCCGGUGUGGCUGACAGCAUGGGUCAGUACAUCCUUCAGCGAGUGCCUUACUCUUAAUUGAAACGAAGCACAUGUAAGGUACAUGUUAGACUAUGUAGUUUUGUUUUUAAAGUCCUCUGUUACCUUCCAGAUAUGUUUCAGUUUUAUUUUAAAUGUUUCUAUAUGCGUUCAUCUAAGCAUCUGGGUAUGUGCAGUUUCAGUAUAAGAAACAUGUACUUCAAUUUUUAUGCUUCUCCUCACCGCCGUGAUGGCACACGGUAAUCUUUUUCUCACAGUCUACGUGCCAUUGUUGCCAAAACAUAGUGUUCAGUCUUCUGUGAAAAAAAAUAAAGUGCCAAAAAAAAAAAAAAAAAAA
Molecule: messenger RNA, 4141 nt
Organism: Panthera uncia (snow leopard)
Lineage: Eukaryota; Metazoa; Chordata; Mammalia; Carnivora; Felidae
Gene: DPY19L3
Product: dpy-19 like C-mannosyltransferase 3
Exons: 18
Coding region: 27-2177 (716 amino acids)
Cellular component (GO): nuclear inner membrane
Molecular function (GO): mannosyltransferase activity
Source: RefSeq, a predicted model, not a curated record